Messenger RNA from Thyridium curvatum, 804 nucleotides. RefSeq lists its product as uncharacterized. Lineage: Eukaryota; Fungi; Ascomycota; Sordariomycetes; Thyridiales; Thyridiaceae. The coding region runs from base 1 to 804 and encodes 267 amino acids. The record is from RefSeq and is a predicted model, not a curated record. Gene Ontology annotation, molecular function: enoyl-CoA hydratase activity. The transcript has a single exon. Gene Ontology annotation, biological process: fatty acid beta-oxidation.
AUGCCCAACAUUACGAAGCUUAAAACUAUCAACGCUUGGAUUGAUGAGGGGGUUGGCAUCAUCCAAAUCAACUACCCCGAAAAGCGCAACACGCUUGGAUGGCAGGUUCACCACGACAUGCUGAAGGUGCUCGAUGAGUACAAGGAGGACAAGAGUGUUGCUUGUGUGCUCUUCUACGGAAACGAGAAGUAUUUCAGCUCUGGCUGGGCGCUCGACGUUCUCGAAAGCACCGGCGGCGAGAGCAGACAAGCCUUCUCGGAUAUUGCUCUCCGGCUCAUGAUCACCAUCUACGAUUACAACAAACCAACCAUUGCCGCUGUGGCAGGCAUGUGCCCCGGUUAUGGCAUGGAUGUUGCCAACAUGACGGACAUCACCAUCGCUUCUCGGAACGCAGCCUUUGCCGCAAGUCAAGUCAAGUACGGACUCAACCCAAUGACUCAUCCACUAUUUCGCAAGAUGAAUUUCCAACGCGCGAAGCGCCUUCUCUUUACUGGAGAUCCUAUGGGUGCCGAAGAAGCAUAUCGGACGGGCCUGGUGGACCAGUUGACUGAAGAGGGGAAACUGUUUGAAAAGUCACUGGAACUGGCCAAGCAGAUCGCUGAGCGUGGUUCUGAGCUUGCUAUCAACUUGAAAGAGAUGGCCUUGCGGGUACCGAAUAUGGACCACGUCGGUGCUACUUAUUAUGAGACGCGGUUCACGAACGAUUUGCUUGCCCGUCCACUUUUCGCCAAAUUGGCUGCUGAGGGCCUCCAAAGGAUCAAAGAGAAGCGACCUAAGGCAACCGAGAGGCUAGGCAAGCUGUGA